AUGUUCCUCGAUCAACCCUCCAAGACCGACGCGCCAAAACCACCUCACGACGUGAUACCCACCAUGGUUGGGGAAAAAUGGGCCAGGAACCUUGUCAAGCGGAAGCCUGAGGUCAAGUCUCAGGUAACCAGACAGCGUGAUCACCAGAGAGUCCUGUGCAGCAAUCCAGCUAUUAUCAGCCCCUGGUUCAACCUUGUACGCAACGUUAAAGCCAAGUAUGGGAUCCUGGACGAAGAUACCUACAACUUCGACGAGACUGGCUUUCAGAUAGGUGUUGGAGGGUCUGUCAAGGUGGUAACAGCGUCUGAGAGGCGUCUUAGACCAUUGCAGGUUCAGCCUGGCGACCGUGAGUGGGUAACGUUGAUUGCCGGCAUCAACGCCAUGGGGUGGGUUAUCCCACCUUUCUUCAUCUUCAAAGCGAAGAACCACGACCAAGCCUGGUAUCACAACCCAAAGGACUGGCGUAUUGGUGUCAGCAAGAAUGGCUGGACAACGAAUGAAUUAGGCCUAGAAUGGCUGAAGCACUUUAUUCAGCAUACAACAGCUAGGACAGUGGGUAGCCACCGGCUGCUAAUUAUUGAUGGCCAUGAGAGCCACAAGUCGCUUGCCUUCCAGGAUCUAUGUGAGGAGAGCAAGAUUAUCACCCUCUCAAACAGCGACAUCACCCACAUUGACAAGAAAGCAUUCCUGGAUACCUUUAAUCAGGUGUUUGACAAGGCAUUUUCAAAGGAUAAUAUCCUAUCAAGCUUCCAGGCAACAGGCCUGCUUCCAGACAACCCAGAGGUGGUGCUAUCAAAGCUUGAAGUGAAGCCUUAUACGCCGUCACCACCUCCACUAGGGCCUACCACCUGGCAGCCUAAAACACCAAGCAACGCUGCUGAAAUUGAAGCUCAAUCAACGCUGAUCUUAAAGAGGAUAAGGGAUUAUAGGAGUUCAUCAGCAGAGUCACUCCAGGGUAUGGUGCAGCAGUUCCAAAAAGGAGCUGAAAUGAUGGUGCAUACCCAGGUGCUUAUGGCAGCUGAGAUAGUCAGACUUCGAGCUGCAAAUAAAGCAGCUUCUGAGCGUAAGGCACGUAAAAGGAAGCGGAUCCAGCAUGGAGGGACCCUUUCACAGCAAGAAGCAGAGGAAAUAAUUGAGCGCAGGGAUGCUGAGGCGCUGGUUGAGGCAGAGAGGUGUGAGGAGAGAGUGCAAGCAGGUGGUGGCAGCAAGGGUAUUCGUCGCUGCAAGACAUGUAGUGAGGUCGGACAUAAUAAGCGCACCUGCAAGAAAGAUGCAGCUGAAUCAGGCGAUUAA
This is a messenger RNA of Parastagonospora nodorum SN15, 1293 nucleotides long. RefSeq lists its product as hypothetical. The record is from RefSeq and is a predicted model, not a curated record. The coding region runs from base 1 to 1293 and encodes 430 amino acids. Gene Ontology annotation, cellular component: nucleus. Gene Ontology annotation, molecular function: DNA binding. The transcript has 3 exons. NCBI's taxonomy places the organism in Eukaryota, Fungi, Ascomycota, Dothideomycetes, Pleosporales, Phaeosphaeriaceae.